Columba livia (rock pigeon) is the source of this 857-nucleotide messenger RNA. RefSeq names its product eukaryotic translation initiation factor 3 subunit K (gene EIF3K). The transcript has 8 exons. Gene Ontology annotation, cellular component: eukaryotic translation initiation factor 3 complex; cytoplasm. Gene Ontology annotation, biological process: regulation of translational initiation. Bases 42 to 791 code for a protein of 249 amino acids. Gene Ontology annotation, molecular function: ribosome binding; translation initiation factor activity. The record is from RefSeq and is a predicted model, not a curated record. Lineage: Eukaryota; Metazoa; Chordata; Aves; Columbiformes; Columbidae.
CGUUCCUUCACUCCCCGCCUCGAGUCCUCCACCGUCCCGUCAUGCCGGGCGAGCGCCCAAGGCGGAAGCGGAAGUUGCCGCGGCCGCCGGAGCCCGCCCCCGUCCCUCCUUCUCUUCCGGCGUCUCCGCGAGUCAUGGCGCUGUUCGAGCAGAUGCGGGCGAACGUGGGGAAACUGCUGCGGGGCAUCGACCGGUACAACCCCGAGAACUUGGCCACGCUGGAGCGCUACGUGGAGACGCAGGCCAAGGAGAACGCGUACGACCUGGAGGCCAACCUGGCCGUGCUGAAGCUGUACCAGUUCAACCCGGCGUUUUUCCAGACCACGGUCACGGCGCAGAUCCUGCUCAAGGCUCUGACCAACCUCCCGCACACCGACUUCACCCUCUGCAAGUGCAUGAUCGACCAGGCCCACCAGGAGGAAAGACCCAUCAGGCAGAUCUUGUAUUUGGGGGAGCUGUUGGAGACCUGCCACUUCCAGUCCUUCUGGCAAGCUCUGGAUGAGAACAUGGAGCUGCUGGACGGGAUCACCGGCUUCGAGGACUCCGUGAGGAAAUUCAUCUGCCACGUGGUGGGAAUCACCUACCAGCACAUCGACCGCUGGCUGCUGGCCGAGAUGUUGGGGGACCUCUCGGAGGCUCAGCUGAAGGUCUGGAUGAGCAAAUACGGGUGGACGGAGCCGGAGCCCGGGCGCAUCUUCAUCUGCAACCAGGAGGAGAGCAUCAAGCCCAAGAACAUCGUGGAGAAGAUCGACUUCGACAGUGUCUCCACCAUCAUGGCCUCGUCCCUCUGAUCCCGUGUUUUAUCGUCCCCCCCCCCCUUUUAACUCCAGGCUUUGCCAGUAAAGGAGAAGCCUCCA